Messenger RNA from Peronospora belbahrii, 582 nucleotides. The record is from the annotation of a GenBank genome assembly. Lineage: Eukaryota; Oomycota; Peronosporomycetes; Peronosporales; Peronosporaceae.
AUGGGGACCCAGUGCACGAACAUCACCGCAAUUAACGGAGAUACGAUUGAUUUUCAGAGCUCGUUCACAGUCGAGCCUUACGAUUCGGUGGUCAAGUCGAUGUCGAUUGUCCAAUACUCGUUUAAGUCUAUUGCGCUUUCUAACAUCAAUUCAAUUCCCUCCAAAAUGAAGUUUACUAUCAGACAUGAUGAUAAAACUGUCCUGUUUGUCGCUUACACACUUAACCUAUGGUCACAGGCCGGAAAGUCCUUUGGAGUCUCGCUGUAUCUUGAAACUGUAGGAAAUGUUGUGAUACCGUCCAACUAUUCGAAGCUCCGCGAAGUUACCGUUUUGGGCAUUGAAUGCAAUGUGUUCUCUGGACAAAACAAAUUCAAUGUCGAUGAGUUCAUAAUUGUGGCUAAAAAGGUGGAUCGGGAUCUCGAAAUUGAUUUGAAACCGUUCCUCAAUAUGCUUCAGCAGUGGACCGAGAUUCGGUCAGACUUUCUACUGUCUGAUGUGUCUCUCACAACUCAAAUCAUUGGUGGUUCUGGCAGAGUGACCGUGAAUCAUUUGUCGAUUUCUGUCAAUGCUAGAAACAUGUAG